CCCGACGGCUCCAGCGCGCAGAGCCGGCGGAGGCUGCAGCCGGGCGCUCGGUCGGGGCCAUGGGCACCCUGCGGCUCGUGCUGCUGCAGCUGUGCACGCUGGCCGCCGCUGCGGCGCAGACCCACACCCAGGUGUUUGGCGACACCGACCAGGUGCGGAUGACGUCGGAGGGCUCCGACUGCCGGUGCAAGUGCAUCCUGCGGCCUCUCAGCAAGGACGCCUGCAGCCGCAUCAAGGCCGGCAGCAUGCGGGUCGAGGACUUCUACACGGUGGAGACGGUGAGCUCGGGCGCCGACUGCCGCUGCUCCUGCACCGCGCCCCCCUCCUCCCUCAACCCCUGCGAGAACGAGUGGAAGAUGGAGAAGCUGAAGAAGCAGGCGCCCGAGCUCUUCAAGCUGCAGUCCAUGGUCGACCUGCUGGAGGGAACGCUGUACAGCAUGGACUUGAUGAAGGUGCACUCCUACAUCAACAAGGUGGUGUCCCAGAUGAACACGCUGGAGGAGAGCAUCAAGACCAACCUGAGCAGGGAGAGCGACUUCAUGAAGGAGAGCGUCCUGCACCUGACGGACCAGAUGAAGCGCUACGAGAACUACUCCGACAUCAUGGUCAGCAUCAAGAAGGAGAUCUCCAACCUGGGCUACCAGCUGCUGCAGAAGGACGCCGCGGCCAUCCCCGACAGCAAGGCCCAGGACACGGCUGGGGGAAAGGGCAAGGAAGCGAGCAAAUACCCCAGCAGCCGCAAGAGCCUGGGGGACAAGGCGGCCAUGCGGGUCGCCAAGGAGAAGCCGCCGAAGCCGGAGAAGCCCAAGAAGGAGGGUGUGAAGGCCAGGGCGGGAGUGCUGCAGCCCACGCCCAAGCCCAAGCCCAAGCCCGCCAGCCACCAGCAGACAGUGAUCCGGGGCAUCACCUACUACAAGGCCAGCAGGCGGGAGGAAGCCGAGGGGCUGGUCAGCAGCCGUGAAACCCCGUUGAAGGGGGCUCCUUGGCUGGACCGGCUGGAGGAGAGGAGCCCGGAGACCCACGCCGCGGAGGAGGCCCAGUCCAGAGUCAGCGAGCGGGCAGAGACCACGGCCACAACCACGGCCCCCACCGCCUCCACCACCUCCACCACCCCCACCACGGUGCCCAGUACCGUGCAUCCCUCCAGCUCCACCCCCCGGGCCUCGUCGGUCAUCGUCUUCUCCAUGGGGGGCGACAGGCCCGAGGGCACCGAGGGGCCGGAGGCGCCUAACCGAGUGAAGGAGGCAGACUGCGAGGGCACCAUCGAGUCGGUGGAGCCGCCCGUCAAGCACCACAGCUACGGGCGCAACGAGGGGGCCUGGAUGAAGGACCCCGCGGCCAAGGAUGACCGGAUCUACGUCACCAACUACUACUACGGCAACAACCUGGUGGAGUUUCGGAGCCUGGACAACUUCAAGCAGGGCCGCUGGAGCAACCUGUACAAGCUGCCGUACAACUGGAUCGGGACGGGGCACGUGGUUUACCGGGGAGCCUUUUACUACAACCGUGCCUUCACCAAGAACAUCAUCAAGUACGACCUGAAGCAGCGCUUCGUGGCGGCCUGGGCGCUGCUGCACGACGUGGUGUACGAGGACACCACGCCUUGGAAGUGGAGGGGGCACUCGGACAUCGACUUCGCCGUGGACGAGAGCGGCCUGUGGGUCAUCUACCCCUCCGCGGACUACGACUACUCCCAGCAGGAGGUGAUCGUCCUGAGCAAGCUCGACCCCGGGGACCUGUCGGUGAGGAGGGAGACCACCUGGAAGACAGGCCUCAAGCGCAACGCCUACGGGAACUGCUUUGUCAUCUGCGGCAUCCUGUACGCCGUGGACGUGUACAACCAGAGGGACGGGCAGAUCUCCUACGCGUACGACACCCUCACAGACACCGAGGCCGACCCCAAGCUGCCCUUCCGCAAUGAGUACUCCUACACUACGCAGAUCGACUACAACCCCAAGGAGAAGGUCCUCUAUGCCUGGGACAAUGGCCACCAGGUGACCUACAGGCUCCACUUCGUGGUCUGAGCGCCGGCCAGCUCCCUGCGUCUCGCUGCAGGCAGGUCCGACCCCACCGAGCACUUGCAGCCGCGUGCGCGGGGAUGAGGAGCCCCGGGCACCGCACGUCGCUCCUGCACUCGGGCUGCCCACCCCUGCGCCCUCCCUCCCUCCCGCCCGCCUGCUGCCACCCACAGCUCAGCCUUCGCGAUGGGGCUGCCACCUGCCAGGACAUGUUGCGGAGGCGCUGGCUGGAUGCACCUGCGCUUUGGCCAGGACCGGUGCCUGCUGCAAGAUUUCUGCCCUGCCGCUGCGGCCGAUCCCACCCAGCCACACCCAGAGCCGUGCCUAAGACCGGCCCGCGCUGCUCCCCCGGGUCUGGGGGGAGGCCGGGAGGGGAGGCGUAGCUAUCCGUCUGGAGCAGACGCCAGGCACGCGCUCGGCAUCUCGCACACAGCGUCUCGCCCUCCCUCCCUCCCUCCCUCCGGCGCCGUGCUAAGAUACCGGACGUCCAAGCUGGGGACCAGGCUGACUCCCGUUCCCACAAACGCUGCCCUCCCUCUCCUCUGUCACCCGGCAGCUUGAGCAGCCACGGCUCAGCUCUAAGUCUUUCUCACCCCGCUUCGAGCAUGCUUCGGCCUGCUGGAUUCGCUGCCGAGGGGCGCGUGUUGGACCAAAUGGUGUUUGUCUUGUUUAGCCAAAGCCGUUUGUCUCCUGUGACCCAAAGCGACGUGACGCGGGUUGGCCUUCUGGCACCCAGGUCUCAGGACUGGGGUGGCAGCUCGGUGCCCAGGGGUUUCCAGGCUGGCCCGCGUUAGGGGAGAUGUGUACGCAGGACCGGCCACCCUACGCCUGACCCGGGCUCUGUAGCUUCCCCUGUACAUAGUGCCCGCGGGUGGUCCUGGGCAGGGCCGUCUCUUAGGGCUCUGGUGCCCUCCCUUGUCUGCCCCACAGCUGUGCCCAUGUCCAUGUUGGGAGGCAUGGAGAUCCCAGUGAGGGGCAAUCGGUUUAGCCCAGCGGUGACCCAGGGUCCUGGAUGCUCUGGGUUUCUCGCAGGGCUCAGGACCAUCUCCCGUGCUGCCUCUUGCUCCGGGACGUAGGGGGAUAGUGCCAGCUGCACCCACCACGCAGGGCUCAGAGCAGGUUGAGGAGCUGGACCUCCUGACUGCACAGAGCACACCUCAUACCCGCUCUGCCCGGCCGCAUGGGGUAGGAUGUUACCAGGCCAAACUCAGUAGUGUGCAGGGGCAGCCCUGCUCUUUCCCCUCCCCUAGAAGCCCUUUUCCCAGGUCGGCGUGCCCUCCCCGUCCCAGCGAGGCACGGGGCUGGGUGCAGCAGAAGCCCUGCAGGGAACAGCUCCGCACCCCAGGCAGCCAGAGGCGUGCAAGGGCUGGAGCAGGAAGGAGAGGAUCUCGGGGCUGCAGGUGUCUCAGAGCAGGUGUCUCAGAGGGCCCCGCCACGGGCACGAGUGACAGCACGCGCAGCCAGGCGAACCUCACAGAUGCAUCAUUGGAAACCCCUGCGCGGUCCUGGGGAGCCGUCUUUCCAAGCUAUCCCUUGCAUUGCUGCCUCCCCCGACCCUGCAGGACCAUGCACUCCCCUAAGCCAAAAAGGUGGGAAAGUAAGUCCUGGUGCUCCUCGGGCAUUGGGGAGGGAGAAGCUCCCGGGCCUCCUUUUCCCAGUGCAGGGAUUCCCUCCCCAUGGGCCCCCAGCAGAGCCAAGCAGCUGGGGAGCAGAGAGCAGCCCCGGUCCCUGCUGUGACCCCCUUUCCUUGCCCCUCCGCAAUGGACAGGGUUGUCCUGGCAGACCUCCAGCCCGGGGUGCUCCGGGUGUCCUGCCACAACCCUGUGGUCACCACCGAACGGGCACUUAUACUGCUGUCCCCAGCGUCGCGGGGGGACGAGUGCCUCACCACAAUGCUUGGGGAGGGCACUGCCCUGCAAGGAGACCUCGCUAACCCCUCGUGGGCAGGGGGCUCGAGGGAGAAAGGGUUUCGUGGGUGGCUUAGUGCCAGCAUCAGAAGCGACCACCACCCGCUCUUUCAGGGGUGACGGAUACACCCAAGAUACCGUUGGUUGCUGCAGGUCAUGAGUUCGUUAACUAAACACAUCCAGGGCUGCAGUCCAGAAGCUGCUCAGCUGGCAACCCAGGCCUCCAUACAGCCCCCACGCAGACUAAUGCCAGCGGGCAAGGGCAAGGGCAAGGGCCCUCCAGCGUCGUGUGCAGGAAGCGUUGGCUUCAUUCUGGGGCUCCCAGGCCCCCUGGGAAGGGGCCCGAGGCCAGGACCAGGGCCGCUUGGCUUGAUUUCCAGUCUUUUUUAGAAGUGAACCAUAUUAAAAAAUAAUAGGUUGAAAACCA
This is a messenger RNA of Alligator mississippiensis (American alligator), 4352 nucleotides long. It is a transcript of the gene OLFML2A, whose product is annotated as olfactomedin like 2A. Gene Ontology annotation, biological process: signal transduction. Lineage: Eukaryota; Metazoa; Chordata; Crocodylia; Alligatoridae. The transcript is spliced from 8 exons. The record is from RefSeq and is a predicted model, not a curated record. The coding region runs from base 60 to 2024 and encodes 654 amino acids.